Orbicella faveolata is the source of this 879-nucleotide messenger RNA. RefSeq lists its product as uncharacterized. The record is from RefSeq and is a predicted model, not a curated record. NCBI's taxonomy places the organism in Eukaryota, Metazoa, Cnidaria, Anthozoa, Scleractinia, Merulinidae. Gene Ontology annotation, molecular function: oxidoreductase activity.
GGCGACUACAUGCAAGCCAUAAACCCACUCAGUUACAGGACAUAUCUCGAGAAAAAGGAUUUCGUUAUACAUGCGAGAAGCGAUGACAGACGGCCGAGGAAAGGUAUGUCAGAGUUUAUCACAACCCUCGCAGAAAAAGUGCGAGAACGCGGUAGUAAAAUCUACCUCAAAGAGACAAUAACCUCAAUUGAUAAAAGAGAGGACAAGUUUGUUCUUCAAACUACCAACUUUACUGUAAAAGCCAACAAGACUGUAAUCACCGCUGGACCAACGGCUCUCAAAAAGAUAAACGGUGACGUCAUGCAAAACAUCACAGGUCACGACAUCUUUAAGUCCAUUGUAAGCGUGCCCGCAUUCCAUGGAGCAGCGGUGUAUGAAAAAGCAUGGUGGAAUGACUCAAUCGCUGCUCAAAAAAAUAACUUCCUGCAACCUUUGGAGAUGUUCAUAUCAAGCAGCAACUGCCUGGGAAUUACCAUGCCUUACAAUGGUGUUGGUCCUAAUGGAAGAGCUGUGCUGCAUACGAUAGCUAAUAAUGGAGGAUGCAGUGAUAAGUGGGGGAAAACCGUGAAGAUUUCUGCCAAAGAAGUCGACAAAGAACUGAAGCGAGCUCUGAAGUACAAGUUUCAAAGACAGGAUGUGCCAGAUCCUUUGGAGACUAAGUACAAGUAUUGGGACGAAGGAUUUUGGUUUCUGCAAAAGCCUGGUGCCAACUUCCCCUUAUCCACCGUUCAACGAUGGGCCAUGCGACCGCUGACCGGACAGGACGUAUUCUUGGUGGACAGAGCAUUUUAUAGUUUCGGCGGAUGGCUGGAUGAUACUAUUAAAUCAUCACUGGAUGCUUUAAAAGAGGGCUGGAACUUAGAUUUUACACUUUAUUAA